AAUCGACGUGGAUGUUUGCAUUGUGACGGAGCAAGGAUGACAAAGACAAUAGGAUACCGAGACUGGAGAUGGCAGGCUCUUUUGUGGCAUCACGUCUUCCUCUUGUGGACUACAGUGGAUGCGCAGACUCGUUACAGCAUCCCGGAGGAGCUGAAACAAGGGUCUGUGGUGGGAAAUCUAGCCAAAGAUCUGUCUUUGGGACUGUCUGAGAUAUUUGAGCGCAAGCUGCGUGUCGCCUCCGAGGCUGGUAAGCAGUAUUUCAGCGUGGAUGCGGGGAAGGGCGAGCUGCUGGUCAAUGACAGGAUAGACAGAGAGGCUUUAUGCGGACAAAGCGCCAGCUGCGUGCUCCCUCUGCAGGUCGUCGUCGAGGACCCGUUGCAGCUUUUCCGUGUGGAGGUUGAAAUACAGGACAUCAAUGAUAACGCGCCGCGGUUCCCCUCGAAUGACGUCACACUUGAGAUUUCUGAAAUUACAGUCCCUGGGGUCCGUUUUCCUGUAGAAAGCGCCAUUGAUCCAGACGUGGGCGCUAAUUCGCUCAAAACGUACACGCUCAGUAAAGACGAGUGUUUCAAUAUUAGACUCAAAGAGGUUGCAGGAGGCAGAAAAGUACCUGAGCUGGUUUUAGUAAAAUCUUUAGAUAGAGAGAAAAAGUCCGUCCAUCAGCUCUUAAUUACAGCUCUGGAUGGAGGCAACCCUGUGAAAUCGGGGACUUCACAAGUUACAGUUACAGUCCUUGAUAUUAAUGAUAAUGUUCCUGCAUUUGAAAAAACAUUAUAUAAAGUGUCAGUGGCUGAAAACCUUGAAAAAGGUGCAAGCAUCUUGCAGACAAAAGCCACAGACAUGGACGAUGGCCCAAAUGGAGAAAUAGAAUAUUUUUUUGGCGCUCACAUGCCUGAAAAUGUCCUCUCUACAUUUAGCAUUGACGGUAUAACCGGCACCAUACUUUUAAAAGGAAUUUUAGAUUUCGAGUCCACAUCAAAUUAUGAAAUAGACAUAACUGCUAAAGAUAAAGGCGUCCCUAGAAUGGAGGGUCAUUGUACUGUCCAUGUAGAAGUUUUAGAUGUAAACGAUAACGCCCCAGAAAUAAUACUCACUUCGAAUGCAAAGCCAGUGCGUGAGGACUCGCCUAACGGGACUGUAGUAGCUUUACUCAAUGCCAGAGAUGACGACACCGGAAAUAAUGGUAAAGUUACAUUACACCUCCCCACAAAAUAUCCGUUUGCCCUCAAAGCAUCCUUUUCUAACAAUUAUGAACUGGUCACCAGUGGCGCUUUAGACAGAGAGAGAGUGUCUGAGUAUAAGAUUGAGAUCACAGCCACCGAUUCAGGAUCUCCUCCUCUCUCCAGUAAGAAAACGAUAGCCGUCAGCAUCACCGAUGUCAAUGACAACCCUCCUGUAUUCUCCCAGAGUUCUUAUAAUGUUUAUUUAAAAGAGAACGGAGUAGCAGGCUCUAUACUGUACUCGGUGUCUGCAUGUGACCUGGACGCCGGCGAAAACGCCAAAGUGACUUACUCCAUCGUGGACUCUAAAGUGCACGACGUGUCAGUGUCGUCUUACGUCUACAUGAACUCUGAGAACGGCAGCAUCUACAGCAUGCACUCGUUUGACUACGAGAAAGUCAAAGUGUUUCACAUUCAGGUUCAGGCAAAGGACCAGGGCUCUCCAUCUCUCAGCACCAACGCCACCGUCCAUGUUUUUAUCCUGGACCAGAACGACAACGCCCCCGCUGUUAUUUACCCCUCUCCACACGCGGCCUCCCAUCUCAGGGUUCCCCGCACGGCCAAAGCGGGCCACUUGGUCACCAAGGUGACGGCGGUGGACGCGGACUCGGGUCACAACGCGUGGAUCUCAUACAAAGUGUCGGAGGCCACAGACGCCUCUUUGUUCAUGGUCAGUGUGUACACAGGGGAGGUGAGGACUAAACGUGCUGUGUCCGAGCACGACGACUCCUCUCAGAGGCUGAUUGUAGAGGUCCAGGAUGACGGGGAAGCGGUCCAGUCGGCCACCGUCACGCUGUCCAUCCUGCUGGAGGACGGUGUGAGCGAGCCCAUGUUGGAGCUGAGACACAAGGCGUCCGAGCCCAGUAAGACAAGCGGCAGAAUCACACUUUAUUUGAUUGUGUCUCUGGCCUCGGUGUCCGUGCUGUCUCUGGUGACUUUGCUCAUCUUAGCGGUGAAAUGCAUGAGGAGCAGCAGAAGCAGCGCUAGUUGCUGCAUGAGACGGACACACUGUGAUGAGGACAAGAAACCCAACAGAAAGCUGCACAUUCAGCUCAACACUGAUGGACCUAUCAAGUACGUGGAGGUUCUGGGAGGAGACGUCAUGUCUCAGAGUCACUCCUUCAGGUCGUGCAUGUCUCCUGUGUCCGAGUACAGUGAUUUCACUUUGGUCAAGCCCAGCAGCACCGCUGACUUUAAGGAGGUCAUCAGCGUCCUGGACGCCUCUUUACCUGACAGCACCUGGACCUUUGAGAGCCAGCAGGUGAGCGCUAUACCUUGUUUGCAAUGCAGGACGAGUUGCGGCACUUUGACUCCUUGUCAUGCACACUUUGUCAUUGUUUCUGUUCAGUGAGUCCUGUUUCAAUUACAAUGGGAGUAUGUUGAUUGACAUUCUCUUUGAGAAAUCAUAUUUUGUCAUUAUUCAUAUUAUCGGUUGACAGUCCAGUGAGGUUCAUUAAGUUUAUCAUUCAUACAUUCUAAACUGUAUGAAUCAGCUGACAAGGCACGCCACAGGAACAUCACAUGACCACUCUGAUGCAGCAGAAAGGAUGCAUUUAACCCCCACAUGACACAUCAAAUACUGAACACGAAGCCCUAAAGUACUUUAGUUACUAUUUUUAAUUGCAGUAUAAGUUGAUUUUUUUAAUCUCAUGUAAAUUCUCUGCCUCUCCAUCUAAGAUGUUAUGAUUCAUUUCAAUUGUCUGCAACAUAAACCCACAUUUUAGUUGGAUUUAUUGACUUUCUUUCCUCAUAGUUAUAUUCUUCUCUUGUAUUUUUGAAUUAUUAUGAUUGGAAAUUGUUGUUUUUCAUGUAGAAAAAUAGGUGGAAUACUCCAACUUCUCACAUGCAACACAAUUAGGAGAAACAUUAAUUUUUGACAUGAAA
Molecule: messenger RNA, 3104 nt
Organism: Doryrhamphus excisus (bluestripe pipefish)
Lineage: Eukaryota; Metazoa; Chordata; Actinopteri; Syngnathiformes; Syngnathidae
Product: protocadherin gamma-C4-like
Biological process (GO): homophilic cell-cell adhesion
Cellular component (GO): plasma membrane
Molecular function (GO): calcium ion binding
Source: RefSeq, a predicted model, not a curated record